Messenger RNA from Striga hermonthica, 1740 nucleotides. Lineage: Eukaryota; Viridiplantae; Streptophyta; Magnoliopsida; Lamiales; Orobanchaceae. The record is from the annotation of a GenBank genome assembly.
AAGGAGCAAAACCGCUCGAGGGGAAGAUCACCAAGGGGAAUCUCGCCUAAGAGGAGCGAGCAGAGGAGAGCGUCUCCUCGAGGGAGGAGUGGAGAUGCGAAAAGGGAAAAGAGAGAUGAAUGGCAGAGGAGGCCUAUGGUGUUCGAGAGGCAGAGGUACCACAACUUUACUCCCUUGAGGAAAGAUAUGACAGAAGUGCUCGAGGCUAUGGAGCGGAAGAUGUCGACUGAGGACGUGACUUGGCCAAAAACAAGGUUCACCGGCCCGCAUCGACCCCGGUCGGAGUUGUAUUGUCGAUUUCACAAGGAUUAUGGCCACACCACGGAGAACUGCAGGCAUUUGAAAGAUGAGAUCGAGAGGUUGAUUCGGGCAGGAUAUCUGAAGGAGUUUGUCUAUCACGACAGGGUGAGAGGAAAGGGCAGGAGGAGAUGUAGAGAGGAUUCCGUGGAGAGGAGUGACAGAGAUGAAGAAGGAGAUGGAGGGGAUGGUCGAGGAAAAAGGUCGAGAAAGGAGGGAGAUAGAGAGGGACAAGGAGGAGGGGCCCCACUGAAGAGAGGAACAAUUUACAUGAUUUCUGGGGGGCCGACAGAUGGUGACUCGAACAGAUCGAGGAAGGAGCAUGCGCGAGCAGUGAAGAGAAAGAGAGAGGAGGUGGGGAUUACAACGCGCAUGCCAGUAAUAAGUUUUAAGGCGGAGGAUGCUGAGGGGGUAGUCUUACCCCAUAAUGACGCUCUGGUGAUAACCGCGGAGGUUGCGGGCUUUGAUGUAAAAAGGGUGUUCAUUGAUACUGGGAGUUCGGUGGAUGUCAUGUUCUAUGAUUGUUUCGUGCAGAUUAACAAGGAGCUGAAUACGGAGCUGAAGCCGGUAGCCACGGCGCUUUAUGGCUUUAAUGGAGGAGAAGUUAUGCCGAUGGGGGAGGUCAGUUUGCCCGUGGCGCUGGGAUCAGGGGAGCUGAGGAAGGUGCGCAUGGUGAGGUUCGUCGUUGUAGGGGCUGAGUCGUCCUAUAACAUCAUUAUGGGGCGGACGAGCCUGAAUGCAUUCCAGGCGGUCGUAUCCACGUACCACAUGACGAUCAAAUAUCCAGUGGGCGAAAACGUAGGGGAGAUUGCCGGGGAUCAGCUCACUUCGAGAAGCUGCUACCAAACAACAGUCAGCAAUAACAAGCAAUUAGCAAGGAGACAGGCCGAGUCGAAGGGAAAAGAAAUCAAUCGACCAGGAGGAUCAAGGUCGAAGGAGGAGAAGCAAAAAGUGGAGAAAGGUAAGGAGAAGGUAGACAUUCAGCCUGGAGGGGAGGUUGAAGAAAUUCAGAUGAUCGAGGGAUGCGAGAGUAGAAAGUUCAGAAUCGGGAAGGAUCUGGAGGAACCCAUUCGGUCGAGGAUAAUCAAUUUGGUGAGGGAGUUCGCUGAUAUUUUUGCCUAUACAGCAGAAGAGUUAACGGGAAUAAGUGCCGAGGUGAUCGAACAUCGACUAAAUAUCGACCUCAGUGUGAGGCCGGUGAAGCAGAAAAGGAGGCACCAUGGGGGGGAGAUGGACAAGAUUAUCGAGCAGGAGGUCGAGAAAUUGUUGGGAGCGGGGCAUAUUAAGGAAAUUCAAUUCCCUGAGUGGCUGUCGAACACGGUGAUGGUGUCGAAGUCGGAAGGAAAAUGGAGGAUGUGCAUUGAUUUUCGUGACCUGAAUAAGGCGUGCCCGAAGGACCUAUAUCCGCUGCCCAGAAUCGACCAGCUGGUCGACUCAACGGCA